AUGACAGUGGAGCAGGUGGAGCAGCCAUUUUGUGCAAUUUCCUCCCCCAUGCAGUCAAAAGUCGGAUUUGCCAGCGGCUGUCUCCGCGACUUCACCGUGCUGUCACGGGAUGAUGACAGCCUGGCCUCCAAGGGGAAGGUGUCGGUCAAGGACAUCUUCGGGGAGGACUUCAGGGUCCACGACCCACAAGCCAAAUGGAUGAGCAGUAAUGAGCUGCUGUACCGUACGCGUGAGGGGGACGUGGUGCGGCUCAACGUGGAGACCAUGGAGCGGACGGUGCUGGUGCCCAAUAAAAUAUUUACGCUGUACCAGGCCAGUAAAUACGAGCUGUCCCCAGACCUGCACUAUGUGCUUCUGGCCUACAACGUUGUGCCGAUAUACCAGCACUCCUUCAUCGCGUCCUACAUCAUAUGCAGCCUGGAGACACCGGAGACAUGGGACCUCAACCCUCCAGAGGUGCGCAAUGCAAAGCUGCAGUAUGCUGGCUGGGGACCGCAGGGGCAGCAACUGAUUUUCAUAUUUGAGAAUAACAUCUACUACCGUGCCACAGUGGAGAAGCGAUCGAUCCGUCUGGUUUCCAGCGGCAAAGAGGGUGUCAUCUUCAACGGGCUCAGCGAUUGGCUGUACGAAGAGGAGAUUUUCCAGUCCCAUAUAGCCCACUGGUGGUCCCCAGAUGGAGCUCGGCUGGCGUACGCCACCAUCAACGACACGCUGGUGCCCAAGAUGGAGCUGCCCAUGUUCACCGGCUCCCUGUACCCCACAGGCAAAGAGUACCAUUACCCUAAGGCUGGUGAGGAGAACCCGGUCAUCUACCUGUACGUGGUGAACCUCAACGGACCGCUGCACACCAUAGAGAUGAGGCGGCCAGAGGACCAGAGGAUAGGGGAGUACUACAUCACUAUGGUGAAGUGGGCCACUAGUACCAAGCUGGCAGUGAACUGGCUGAACCGAGCUCAGAACAUCUCCAUCCUCACCCUGUGUGAGGCCACCACGGGUGUGUGCACCAAGAAACACGAGGACGAAAGCGUGGGCUGGCUUCACAGACAGAACGAGGCGCCCGUCUUCUCCAGGGACGGCCUCAAGCUCUUCUUCAUCAGAGCUCUUCCUCUGGGCGGCAGUGGACGCUUCUUCCACAUCUCCAUGUCCAUCUCACAGCCCAACACCAGCACAGACUCCCUGCAGACGGUGACCUCGGGGAAGUGGGACGUGACCCAGGUGCUGGCCUUCAGCGAGGACACCCAGCAGAUAUACUUUGUGAGCACCGAGGACGACCCCAAGAGGAGACAUCUGUACAGUGCGGAUAUCGUGGGCACGUUCAACCGGCGCUGCGUUUCCUGUGACUUCAACGACAGCUGUGGCUACGUCAGCGCCAUCUUCAGUCACAACACCAGUUACUUCCUCCUCCACUGCCAUGGUCCUGGGGUUCCAUCUGCACGAGUGUACAGCACCCUGGACAAGAAGAAAGUAUACGACCUUGAGACCAACCAGCAGCUGCAGGACAAGCUGGACUCCAUGCAGAUGCCCAAGGUGGAGUACAGGGAGGUGGAGAUCGAAGGCUACACCCUGACAAUGCAGAUUGUGAAACCUGCUGGCUUUGCAAUCACAGGCCAUUACCCGCUGCUCCUGUUUGUGGACGGUACGCCGGGCGGGCAGGUGGUGUCGGAGCGCUUCCAGGUGGACUGGACGGCGGCGCUGGUCAGCACGUUCGGGGCGCUGGUGAUGCGCUUUGAUGGACGCGGCAGCGGCUUCCACGGGACCGACCUGCUGCACAAGGUCCAGCACAGACUGGGCCUCUACGAGGAGAAGGACCAGCUACUGGCCCUCAGCAUAUUAGCAAAGGAGCCGUACAUAGACAACACCAGGAUUGGAGUAUUUGGACAGGUGUAUGGGGGAUACAUCACCAGUCUCCUUCUCAGUUCAGAGAUGUCACCGCUGAAGUGUGGAGCAGCUCUAUCACCCAUCACUGACUUUGAGUUAUAUGCCUCUGCUUUCUCGGAGAGGUACCUGGGCUCACCCAAGCCUGACAGAAGAGCCUAUGAGAUGGCGAGCCUGACGGAGCGACCCAGCUCCUACAGACCGUCCAUGUUCAUCGAUAAAAAGUUCCUCAUAGUUCACCCCACAGCAGACGAAAAAGUCCACUUCCAGCACACAGCCAGAUUCAUCUCCCGGCUUAUAAAUGAGAAGGCAAACUACAGUCUACAGAUCUACCCAGACGAAGGCCACUACAUCCACAACGAGGUCACACGGCAGCACCUCAGCCAGUCGCUCGUCAACUUCUUCGAGGAGUGCUUCCGGCUACCUGAGAAGCUCUUCGAGGAGGAGGAGCUGGAGGAGGAGAGCGAGGAGGAGGGUUAGUCUGCUGCCGCUGACCUCCCCAUCUUUGACCUCUGACCUCCUGCCCCCCCUCGCCCCCUCACCCCCCGUCCCCCCCCCCUCCCCAUCCGAACCCAAGCACAAGAGCCAGCCCGCCAGUUCUAUGUAUUAUGCAACCCCACUGGAUCUUCAAGCCUCGUCCUACUUCUUUUGGAUUGACACCUUGUCCACUUUGAUUUUCACCCACGUUUAAUCUCCACUCUCUCUGGAAUGACACACCUGAAGCUGCCCCUGAUACCGCCCCCACCACCACCACCAUCACCACCACCGCCACCACCACCCUUCUACAGUUGCUUGCCUCAUGGCACCCCAACCCUCCAUGUUGUUCCACCCACAGCUCACUCCUCAGUCAGUGAACAACUAGCGGCUUCCUAUGACAGCAGCGGCAGCAGCAGAAGCUCUCGUGAACUCAAGACAAUGGCCACCUUGGCGAGGUGAGGUGAGGUGUGGCGUGGCGUCUGGCCGAGUCUCAACAGGCAGCUUUAGAGCCCAGCGGAGGGAGAGCGGGAAUGGGAAAAAAAUGAGAA
Messenger RNA from Sardina pilchardus (European sardine), 2900 nucleotides. RefSeq names its product dipeptidyl-peptidase 6a (gene dpp6a). Gene Ontology annotation, cellular component: plasma membrane; voltage-gated potassium channel complex. NCBI's taxonomy places the organism in Eukaryota, Metazoa, Chordata, Actinopteri, Clupeiformes, Clupeidae. The record is from RefSeq and is a predicted model, not a curated record. Gene Ontology annotation, biological process: regulation of potassium ion transmembrane transport; proteolysis. The transcript has 25 exons. Gene Ontology annotation, molecular function: serine-type peptidase activity; potassium channel regulator activity. The coding region runs from base 1 to 2355 and encodes 784 amino acids.